AUUCUUUGCGAGCAAAUCCCCUGUCAAAGCCGCUACUACUACAACAGGGAAAAAAGCAAGUCAGACAGCUUUGUCUACCAUGGAGAAAACUGCGUCGAGUCAAAACCAUACUAUUAGGAGCAAUGUGGUUGCGUCGACACCCAAGAACCAGGUUCAGCCCCAAACAUUCAAUGCGGUUGAGCUGGAAAGGAAAGUCCCGAGUAAGAAUCCAGGCACACAUUUCUCUGGAAAGGAAAGUUUCACUGGUUUGAGUUGUGCUGUGAGCGUUGGUGAGAAGAGGAAGAGGAACGAGUGUAGUGAAAACCGCAGUGUUGUGCAUAAUAACAAAAGAGGCUCCAAUGAUAAUGGAGAUGAAGAACGGGGAGAAGAGUCUGAAAGCGGAAAGCAAGUCCAUGAUGUUGAUCGUUCUAAAGACCCAGCGUCAAAUGCUCAAGUGGUAGCUGCUGUGGAGAACUCUGGAGAGCUUGAGGUGGAUAAAAACUCUGGUUUAUCUGAUUCUGAUUCAGGAGGUGCACAACCAAAGAUAUCUGAAUGUGCUGGUCUAAAGUUUAACGACUUUGAUAAGCUGAGGAAAGAGGCAAAUAUUGGAUAUUGCCAGGUCUGGGCUCUCUAUGAUCCUGCAGAUGGGAUGUCUAGACAGUAUGCUCUGAUCAGAAAAGUUUUAGUUCCUUCUUUCGGGCGUAGGAUCACAUAUCUAGAGCCAGAUCCUGAUGGUGAGAAAGAGAUCCAAUGGUUUGAUGAAGACUUGCCUGUCUCUGUUGGUAAGUUCAGGUUUGGGAAAAAUCAGAACACUAAAGAUCGUUCCAUAUUCUCACAUCAUAUUAUUUGCGAUGGAAGCGCCGUGACUGGUCAGUUCAAUGUUUCACCAAGAAAAGGCGAGACUUGGGCCCUAUUCAAGAACUGGGACAUUAACUGGUCUUCAGAACCAGAUUCUCACCGCAAAUAUGAGUAUGAAAUUGUUGAGAUUUUGUCAAAUUACACUGAUGGAGAUGGUGUAUCUGUUGCAUUCUUGCAUAAAGCAAAAGGCUUUGCAAGUGUCUUCUUUCGAAUGGGAUCUGGGGAUGCAGAUACUUUUCAGAUUCUGCCUCACAGUUUAUAUCGGUUCUCCCAUAUGAUCCCUUCCUUCAAAAUGAAAAGAGUUGACAAAAAAGGUGUUCCAAAAGAUGCUUACGAGCUGGACCAAGCUGCAUUACCUGAAAAGAUCGAAGAGAAAACCGUCCCUUCUCAUCUAUUUGCAGAGACUAUACCAGAAGCUCUCCACUUUCCUAGUGAGGGAAAGGUUUACCAAACAGGUCAGAUCUGGUCAUUUUACAGUCGUAAUAGUAAAUUGCCUCUGAACUACUGUAGGAUUCAGAAGAUCACUCUAACUCAGGCAUUCGAGGAGGAAGCAGUAUUAAAAUUUCACGUAGGUCGGUUAAAGGCAAAACCUUUCCCUGAGAAUGUCAUCCAGUGGGAAGACAAGAAAAUGCCUGUUGGUUGUGGAACUUUCUUGGUGAGGGAAAUAAACGAAAUACUCACUACAGAUAAUGUUUCACAUCAGAUAGUUCCUCAAAUCUCCAUGGAUGGAAAUGAAUAUACUAUUCUGCCCAAGACUGGGGAUGUUUGGGUCAUAUACAGAUUCUGGACUUGUCAAAUGCAGUUCAAGGACGUGGGUUGCUGCGACUAUGACAUUGUCGAAGUUCUUGAUGACACCUUGGUCUAUAAGGUUAUAGCGUUGGAGCCCGUGUUGUUUUCCAAUGAAGAUGAAGAGAAAAAGACCUUCUUUAGAGCAGCUGAGAGUAAGCAUCCUGAUUGUGAUGGUGAGGAUGGGCCAGAAGCGAUAUUUACAAUCCCAAAGUCGAAAGCUCUCAGGUUCUCGCAUCAGAUUCCUGCUUCCCGAGUAACAAAGGAGAUACAUGGAGAUUUGAAAGAGCUUUUUGAAGUUGAUAUUAGAGCAUUACCUACAAACGUGAGGGGCUUCAAGACAAUUGAGGAAAGGAAGUGAAUGUAGAGAGGGUAGGGAAGGGUUCCUUUUUGUUAGUUUUUGGUGCAUUCUGUCAUAACUUUUGUUCU
Messenger RNA from Eutrema salsugineum, 2052 nucleotides. RefSeq lists its product as uncharacterized. The coding region runs from base 80 to 1984 and encodes 634 amino acids. The transcript is spliced from 4 exons. The record is from RefSeq and is a predicted model, not a curated record. Lineage: Eukaryota; Viridiplantae; Streptophyta; Magnoliopsida; Brassicales; Brassicaceae.